UUCCUUGAUUUAUUUCAUUGCGCACGGAAAUGCUCGUAACUAAAUGCGCUCCGCUUUGACAUUUAAUAAGAGUUGUUUAAGAUGAGUGCGAUCAAAAACAAAUGUAAAUGUUAUGUAUAUCUAUGGAUCUUUAUUUGUGCGUUUGCAAAAGAUAUUGCAACAGCCAAAGCCGAACAUUUUGAACUGACUCCACAAGAUGGUUGGUUUAACAACUUGAUACAUCCGGACUGGGGUGCUAUAGAUGGUCAUUUACUGCGGAAGAGUAAAGUAGCCUAUAGUGAUGGCGUAUACAUGCCGUCAGGUCAAGGCAGGCCGAACCCUUUUGAAAUCAGUCUGGCAGGGCAUCAUGGACCACCCGGUCUCGGCUCACUCAGAAAUCGGAGCGCCUUCAUGGUUUACUUUGGGCAACAAGUGGUUGAGGAGAUACUUGAUUCUCAAAGGCCAGGAUGUCCUAGGGAAUUUUUCAACAUUCCAGUUAAACCAGAUAUAAAGAAGCCAAACUUUGAUCCCGAUGGUAAAGGAAAUAUUGAACUACCAUUAUUUCGUUCUCGCUACGAUCAGCGCACUGGGUACUCGCCGAACAAUCCCAGACAGCAGCUGAAUGAGAUAACACCAUUCAUAGACGGCACAUUGAUGUAUGGUGUAGGCAAAGCUUGGACAGACGCUAUUCGAGAGCUCAGUGAAGAGUUUCCCGGAAGGCUGAAGGCUCAAGACCCGAAUACCCCAAUUUCACAAAGUUUUCCUGCAGACAAUGACAUUAGGUUGCCAUUGGCAAACCCACCUCCUCCGAGAGAACACGAAUUAAAGCCCGUAGCGAGAUUCUGGCGUCUUGGAAAUCCGCGAGGCAAUGAAAACCCAUUUUUGCUGGCGUUCGGUGUUCUUUGGUUCCGCUACCAUAAUUAUGUGGCAGACACUAUUCAUAAGCAGCAUCCUGAAUUGAAUGACGAACAAGUUUUCAAUCUUGCAAGGAAGAAAGUCAUAGCUGUCCACCAGAAAAUAGUGAUGUAUGACUGGUUACCGGCCUGGCUGCACAUAGACAAGAAUGGGAAACCCUUUGUUAUGCCUGCAUAUGAUAAAUCUAGCGAAAACAACCCGUUUGAAGGUUAUGAUCCCAACAUACAUCCGGGUAUUACACAGGAGUUUCAGACUGCAGCUCUGAGAUUUGGUCACACGUUAGUGACGCCUGGCACAUGGAUUAGAGACAAGCAAUGCAAUUUUAAAGUUUUACCAAUAAAAACUCCAGGAAGUAGUGGCAAUGCCCAUGCCGUCAGAUUGUGCAAUGCAUAUUGGAACCCACAGGAGUUCCUAAAUUCUUCCCCAGACGCAUUCGAUAAUAUGUUAUUGGGUUUAGCGACAACAAGAGCAGAGAGAGAAGAUCAUAUCGUUGUUCCUGAUCUUAGAGAGCAUUUGUUUGGUCCUCUUGAGUUCUCCCGCCGCGAUCUUGUUGCUAUAAAUAUCCAACGAGCUCGUGACCACGGACUUCCGGAUUAUAAUUCUGUGAGAGAAGCAUAUGGACUUGAACGGAAGAAAUCUUGGGAAGACAUCAAUAACUAUACUGUAUCUACUGAUGAUUUUCCUAACACACACGAUGCAGUCGUAUAUAAUUACACAAAUAACUUGUACAUGAGAGAGCCGAUUGAAAGAAUGAAAAUAUUAUAUGGAAAUACUUCUGCCCCAGACAAUCUAGAUUUAUUCAGUGGUGGCAUUCUGGAAUCUACUCCCGACGGCCCGGGGGAACUAUUUAAGAAAAUUAUGUUGGAACAAUUUCUCCGUAUACGACAUGGGGACAGAUUUUGGUUCGAAAAUAGAGAUAAUAAAUUAUUUGAUGAUGAAACAUUUGACGAAGUAUGGAACACUACCAUUUUGGAUGUUGUUCUGGCUGUAACCAACAUAGCUUCUUCUGAUAUCAAUGCUAACCCGUUUUUAAUAAACGGUACAAGCGACCCGUGUUUCCAGCCGGAACAGUUGAAAGCAGAUUCCUCGAAGCAACUUGAUGACAUUCCAGUUUUAGAGCAAUGUACCCCACUGCAGCAUUACGAUUAUCUAUCCGGCAGUGAGCUGUCUUUUGCUCUAUCCUUUGCUGCUCUCGGCUUGUGUAUACCAGGUACAAUCGGGAUAAUGAUUUUGAUGGCAAGGAUGAAGCAGAGAAAAAUGCUUGAAGCCCGACGACGACAGGCUCCACGACGGAAAGAGGAGGAUCCAAAUACACACCUAGCUGUAGAAUGGGUUGGUUUUAAAGAUGGUGAGCGAAAUAUCAAAGUAAAAUUUGAUAAAGAGCGCAAGAAGUUACACGUUACUGACAGGGGAAGAAAACCACUGCGCUUGAUCGAUCUACGUUUUAUUGACAAAACAAAGGGCGUACACUUCCGGUUAUCUACAGACAAAGGAUGUACAGUGUUGUCAGUUCGAGUACCAAGCGAAAUUGAUCUGGUGCUGAAAUUUGCUACCCAAGUGAACAGAAGUGAAUUUAUCACGUCGCUAGAGCGGUUUUUAGUUGAGAUUGGUGUAAACAGAAACAAACAUGACAUGAAAGAGGACAUGAUAAUGAAAGAUGCAACCACCAAAGACCAGAGGAAGAAAGUUCUGGAUCAGUUCAUCAGAGUUGUGUGUCUUCAGGCGUACAAGACAGACUCAGAUGUACCACAGUUUGACGGAGAUACAGCUAAUUCAGUGUCAAAAAUACAGCUGACCAGGUCAGAGUUUGCAGACGCAUUAGGACUCAAACCCUCGUCUAUGUUUGUACGUAAUAUGUUUCUAAUGGUGGAUAAGGACAAAAACGGACUUGUUAGCUUUCAGGAAUUCAUGGAAAUGUUUACGAUACUUGCAAGUGGUGGAGCAGACGAAAAAGCAAAAAUGUUAUUUAACAUGCACGACCUCCGACGGAAAGGCUUUCUCAGCAAAGAAGCUUUCACGAAAAUGAUAAAAUCAAUGCUUGAUCUGUCAGAUUCGAGUCUUGACGAUAGUGAUGUCGGUACAUUAGUGUCUACGUUAUACCAACAAGUUGGGCUAACGCAUGGCCAGAACAUGACUCUUGCUGCUUUUAAAAAGAUCUUUGCUUCAGAGGAGUAUGAAAAUACUUUGGAACAGGCAACACUUCAGCUUAAAGGAGCAAAGUCGCAAUGGCAAAAUAAGAAGCCUAUUAAAGAAACCUUCAGUAUGAGAAGGAAGACGUUUAUAGAGACUUAUGGUCAAGACGGCGCUGAAAAUGAUCAACCCACAUUGCAACGGCAGAAAUCAAAAUUAAAAAUAGAGACAAAACAGAAGGCUCAACCAAUGACUGGAUGGCAGAAACGCCUGUACAGUUUUAACAAAUACGUAGAAAAUUACAAACGGCAAAUCUUUUGGGUUACUCUCUAUAUUUUGAUUUCCAUUGGCAUAUUUGUGGAAAGAGCAUAUUAUUAUUCUUUUGAGCGUGAGCAUGCCGGAUUGCGUCGUCUGGCCGGAUAUGGCGUGACAGUGACACGUGGAGCUGCCAGUGGUAUGAUGUGGACAUACUCGUGCCUUUUAAUAACAAUGAGCCGCAACACGAUAACUUUCCUCAGAGAAACAUUUCUACAUCAGUUUAUACCAUUUGACAGUUUUCAUGCCAUGCAUAAGUUUGUUGCUGCUCUUGCUCUUAUAUUCACAGUUACACAUUGUGUAGGACAUGGUUUCAAUUUGUAUCACAUCUCAACCUGGCCUUCCACAGAUCUAAAUUGUGUCUUCAGGGAAUAUUUUAGAGCAACGGACAAGUUAGCUUCUUUUCACUACUGGGCAUGGACAACAAUCACAGGUCUUACAGGCAUAUUUCUGACGGUAAUAGUUAUCGUAAUGUAUGUUUUUGCUAUGCCAUACGCCAGAAGACAUUUGUUCAACGCAUUUUGGUUCACACACAGUUUCUACAUACUCCUGUAUAUAUUUAUGAUUUUGCACGGGUCUGGACGGCUCGUGCAGCCUCCGCUGACUCAGAACUUUCUGAUAGGCCCACUUGUGAUUUACGUGAUUGACAAGCUGAUCAGUUUCAGCAGGAAGAAGGUUAAGAUUUCUGUCGAAAAAGCGGAACUUUUGCCUUCAGAUGUGCUUGGGUUAACUUUUAAACGACCACUGAACUUCGAAUAUAAGUCUGGCCAAUGGGUACGUAUUGCUUGUUUGGAAUUAGGCGAAGAGGAAUAUCAUCCGUUUACCUUGACCUCCGCCCCUCAUGAAGAACACCUUAGUCUUCAUAUUCGGGCUGUAGGACCUUGGACCAUGAACAUGAGGAAGACUUACGAUAUCAACAGCAGAGAUGGCAAAGAAUUCCCUAAGGUUUUUAUAGAUGGCCCUUUUGGCGAAGGUCACCAAGACUGGUACAGAUAUAAGGUGUCCGUCCUAGUUGGUGGGGGUAUUGGUGUGACACCAUUUGCAUCCAUCCUCAAGGACAUCGUGUUUAGGUCUAAGUCUAGUGUCAAAUUUCCAUGCGAGAGGGUUUAUUUUUUAUGGGUAACAAGGACACAGAAACAGUUCGAAUGGCUGACAGAUAUCAUCCGCGAGGUGGAAGAAAAUGACCAGAAACGAUUGGUGAAUGUUCACAUAUUUAUAACGCAGUUUCAACAGAAAUUUGACCUGAGAACAACUAUGCUGUACAUAUGUGAGCGCAAUUUUCAGAAGGUGUGUGGUAAAAGUUUAUUUACAGGAUUGAGAGCGACUACGCACUUUGGCAGACCAGAGUUUGAGGUGUUCUUCAAAUCUCUCCAUUACGAACAUCCAACUGUGAAACAAGUUGGCGUGUUCAGUUGUGGGCCUCCGCCGAUGACUUUAAAUGUUGAUCGCGCUUGCUCAGCCAUGAACAAAUAUGACAAUUUUCCGUCAUAUUCACACCACUUUGAAAACUUUUAAUAGCACUCAGAAUAAUACAUCAAGAUAUAGAUCUGUGCAGAGGAUUCAGAACAAAUGAACAAAAUCUUUAUAGGAACAUUUUUCAUUCUUAUGGUUUUAAAAUACGUUUGAUAAAGCAAAAACAAGAUGUUAAAAAUCAACAUUCCGUUCUAAACAUUUAAUGCGAAGUACAUAAAUAAAUAUUAAAUAAAUAAAUAACGUAACUAUACUUCUUCGUGAUCAAAAUACUAAGUAGACAAUUUUUUCUUACUUAAAUUAAACAUGGAUGCCACCUAUUACAUAAGCUAUCUCAAUAGAAAACAUUAAUCUUUAUUUGAGUUUAAACAGUUAUCUCCCCUUCAUCAGAUUUUCUGCCACCUUUUGUCAAUCAUGAUAAAAAUCUUAAGUCAAAAAUUAGGACAUGUAAAUGUAACGCAUGUGGCCAGCGUAAAAUAUACAUCACAAGAGUCGUAGGGAAAAAUAGCAUUUAAUAACAAUUGUCAAAUGUUUUAAGCAUAUGGAAGUCAGAUUGAUACCUGUCCCCGUGAUCCGUAUAGCUGACCAUCUGCUUAACAUGUUAGAAUGUCUCAACGUUUGAAUUUAUUUCUUGGGGAAAAAAACUGUGAUUAUCUAGAGAACAGAAUUAUAGCCAACAUGGUAGUCUAAAUUGCUGACUUAAUACGCUGAUGAGUAUAGGCCGUUAUUAUAGCUAUAAUAACCACACCAUCAAGCGAAACCAGGAAAAGAAGAUGCGCGGUAGAAACUAGCGGACACAUACAUAUUAAUUUUUAAUUCGACAAGGAAAUAUUUAAGGCAGAUAUAUACUUAUCUAAAACUACCGUACGUAUGUAUAUAUGUAUAAAUGUAUGUAUAUAUAAAGUUCACGAUGCGCAAUUCAAAUUUAUUUCCGAAACAAAUUUCCGGAUAGAGAGGUACUUUAGUUUCAAAGAAAGAAAGAAGGGGUAAACAGGGGAUGAAUUUUAUUAGUAACAUUUAAAUAAAGUAAUAUCUUCUCAUAUGAUCGGCAUAUCUUUUUGUUUCUCAUUUUAUUUUUGCCAUGAACGGAUAUAUAAAUUGUCUAGGUUUGCAAAGACGUUGACUACUCCAUAAGUAAUCGUAACGUAUGCACUGUGGGGAAUCAUAUGAUCAAAAUAAUCUCUAAACUAAUAAUAUAGAAUAAUAUUGAAGCAAGAGUUGCUGUAAAUAUUAAAGAUAACUUGACAACAUGAAUGUAUUCUAAAACUACAUAGAUUUCAAUCGCAACCACCAUCUAAUUAUCUGGAACACUUCUUUUUUUUCAUUUAUUAAGUCGUCUGUGAUAUGCAGGCUCCAUAACCUCAGACCCCUUGUCUAAAUUCAAGCUUAUUUAGAUUUAGUUCUGCUCAUUGUUUUCUCGUUUAGGGCGAAGCCAAUAGUUUAACUGGGGACCAUACGCCGCGUUUCAUGGAAUUGCAUUCUGUGCAUCAUUGAAGGUUUCAUGUGCACCGUCGUAAAUUAUAUUGUGGUACUUAACAUGUGUAAAUGUGAGUUCUGCUCAACCCGAGACUAGAAGGCGUGGACGGUAGCUUGCACUUCCACUACCGUCCAAGAACCGAACCUGCAACACUUUCGUCUAUGUUGGGUUGGGCGACCUGUUGUUUUUACACUUUUUCUAUUUUCAUAAUUACCAGAGACAUUACUUUGAUUCUUUCUCUCGAUAUGGCUUUAAUGUCUGAUUCAAUAGAAGACCUUCAGCAAAGUUUGAAUGACCUCCGCACAUAUUGUGACCGAUGGGGAUUAAAGCUGAACAAUAUAAAACUAAGCUUUUGGUAUUUAGACGGCGGGGUACGGUUAGAAGUCGUUGAUAACGUUAAUUAUCUUGGCACAGUUUUUAAUUCAAACGGAUGUUUUGAUUUGAAUUCGCAAAGGUUAAUUGAUAAAUCGCUCAAAGCAAUGAGCACUUUAUUAUGCAAUACCAAAGCCUUUGAGUUUACACCUAAAACCAUGUGUAAUGUUUUCGAUUCAUUUUGUUUGUCCAUUCUUAAUUACUCGGCUGAAGUAUGGGGUUAUACAAAGUGUAAAGAAAUUGAAAGAUUACACUUAAAAUUUUAUAAACAUAUUCUUAAUGUUAAAAUAAGAUCUACAAGUACGGUGAACAUGCUCGUUUCCCAUUAUACAUAAAUCGCUUUGUUAGAAUCAUUAAAUAUUGGAUUAAAGUUCUUAAUACGAAAAAAUCUGUAAUGGAGACAAUAUAUGCUGUAAUUAAAUAAAACUGGACCCAAAAUGUAAAAACUCUGUUAUAUGCUACAUUUGGGAAUGUCCGUUAAACAUAGAUGUGAACACUUUUAUUCCAUUUUUUAAGUAACUGUUGAAAGAUACUUUUGUACAAGACUGGAACAGUGGUUUGAUUAAUAAUAGUGUAUUGUUUGUCUACAAAAAUGUGAAGCAAGACUUUGAAUACGAGGAAUACCUGAGUACAGAGACAACUAAAAGGUAUAGACAUAUAAAAUUUUGCAAACAAAGUUCAGACUGUCUGCACAUAAACCGCGCAUUGAAACUGGGAAAUCUGGACAAAAUUGACUUGAAAGAAGUGAAAGGCGUUGUGAAAUUUGUAGAACAAAUUUUAUUGAAGAUAAGUUUCACUUAAUUUUGAAAUGUAAAAUGUAUAGAAAUGUUAGAAAACGAUAGUUUGAUAGUUAUUAUUAUGAUCGUCCUAGUGUAUUUAAACUUCUUCAUCAAAGUGUGUGCAAAUCUUGAACAAUUUAGCUUGUUUUAUAUAGUGCGCUUUAAACAUAAGAAGUAACAUAUUGUAAUGUCACAGCCUUCUUUCGAUAACAAGUGAAUGAAGAGUAUUGCCAUGCAAUACAAAGUCCCCUACUGGAAGGUACCUUAUUUUCUCGACUGCAGUAUAACAUAAUGAACUGAUAUCUGUAAAUAAUAUAUAAACAAUAUUGUACUAUAUAUACAAUAUGUUAUAAUAAAACACUUGGAUUAAAAUUUGUAUAUAUAAAA
Messenger RNA from Mercenaria mercenaria, 7824 nucleotides. RefSeq names its product dual oxidase 2-like. The transcript is spliced from 32 exons. Gene Ontology annotation, molecular function: heme binding; peroxidase activity; calcium ion binding. Bases 82 to 4854 code for a protein of 1590 amino acids. Gene Ontology annotation, biological process: superoxide anion generation; response to oxidative stress; defense response. The record is from RefSeq and is a predicted model, not a curated record. NCBI's taxonomy places the organism in Eukaryota, Metazoa, Mollusca, Bivalvia, Venerida, Veneridae. Gene Ontology annotation, cellular component: plasma membrane; NADPH oxidase complex.